Sciurus carolinensis (gray squirrel) is the source of this 777-nucleotide messenger RNA. RefSeq names its product coiled-coil domain containing 172 (gene Ccdc172). The coding region runs from base 1 to 777 and encodes 258 amino acids. Lineage: Eukaryota; Metazoa; Chordata; Mammalia; Rodentia; Sciuridae. The record is from RefSeq and is a predicted model, not a curated record. Gene Ontology annotation, cellular component: cytoplasm. The transcript is spliced from 8 exons.
AUGAGUUUAGAGUCCUUGUUUCAGCACAUCAUCUUCAGCGAGCACCAGGCUGAGGAGAGUCGCCGCGUGAUGCGAGAAGUAAGGUCAGAAAUAACCAGGUGUCGUGAAAAAAUUAAAAAAGCAACAGAGGAACUGAAUGAAGAGAAAAUCAAGUUGGAAUCUAAGGUUCAGCAGUUUUCUGAAAAAGCCUUCCUCUUACAGCUUUUGAAAACUCGUGAAAAUGCUUUAGAAAGACAGUGCAGUGAAAUCACAAACCAAAGGAGUGUGCUUCUCCAAACCUUUGAGUCUACAAAGAAAAGAGUGACAGAGGAGGAGGAAAAAUUUAUUAAGGAAAUUACAGACUUCAAUAAUGAGUAUGAAAUAACAAAGAAAAGAGAACUUUUGAUGAAAGAAAAUGUCAAGAUUGAAAUAUCUGACCUAGAAAACCAGGCAAACAUUUUGAAAUGGGAAAUGAAGUCAAUGGAACAUGAUAGUGGCCAGUUAAAUGAACUUCAAAAACAAAAGAGUGAAUUGACACAAGAAUUGUUUAUUAUCCAGAGAAAACAUAAAGUUCUUGAAGAUGAAAAGAAUGAAGCCAUUCGUACAACUGAAUACCUAGAGGCAGAAAAGAUAAAAAUUAAAGAAAAGCCUCAAAAUGAUGCUGAAUGCUUAAGACUUAAAAAAGAAUUAGAACUUUAUAAGGAAGAGGACUUGGAAAGUGUUUAUGAAGCCCUCCAAACAGAAAUAGAGUUUCUGGAGUUGACAUUGGCACAGAAAGAUAUUCAAGAAAAUAAAUAA